CCUGUCAAGAAAACACUUUUCCAGAAUUCUUUUUGACUAGCGUAUGUACUGUUAAUUAGAUUUUUAAAUCAAAUCUCAUUCCCAGGCUAGGAAGCCUUUUCACAAUCUGUUUCAUUCAGCAGCCUCUGUGAUAUAGCUAGUAAUAUGCAUAAGUAGCUUCGUUCUCAAGGAAAGGCAGGAUCACACAGCUUCCGAGCCUACCUAGGCCUAGCCUAGGCCCUGGCCUACAAGGUUUCAUUGCCACUAAGCAUAUUGAUUGGGUGUAGACACAUCAUUAAUGUAUUAAAGUUUGCUGUAGUCUGUAUCAAUACAAAACAUGUCAUUUCGGAAGUUUUUGAAGGGUGGAUUUGGAAGUGGUCGUAGAAUGUCUGACGCUCCGAACUGUGAAGAGAGUGACGAUGAGAGUGAAAGUGUUAAGAAAAUAGAAGUUCACCCUGAUACUGCCAAUCCAGAUAAAGUGUGGGAACGCAUGAAAGUGAAACAAACAGUCAAUAAGGUUACACCUAUGGACCCGCAGAUGCCAAAACCUGAAGGUCAUACACGCUUUGUGUGCAUUUCCGAUACUCACUCAAGACAUGAUCACAUGCCACCAAUCCCACCUGGAGAUGUACUGUUACAUGCUGGCGACUUCACCAAUAUUGGAAUGCCACAGGAAGUUGUUGCAUUUAAUGACUUCUUAGGAACAUUACCCCAUGAGCACAAAAUUGUGAUUGCUGGUAACCAUGAGGUGACCUUUGACAAGAAGAUGAUGGAAGAAGGGACUAGCCAAGUGUUUAUGGGAUUCUCAACAGCACUUCAACAACUCAAAAAAGUAGAUUAUGAGGAUAUCACCUCACAUCUCACAAACUGUACUUACUUGCAAGAUUCUGAGGUUGAAGUUUGUGGCUUUCGCAUCUAUGGAUCCCCAUGGCAACCAGAGUUUUAUGACUGGGGAUUCAACUUGCCAAGAGGUCAGGCUUGCCUAGAUCAAUGGGACAAAAUUCCAAAAGGAAUCGACAUUCUCAUGACACAUGGACCACCUCUCGGUCAUGGUGACAUAACAAGUACAAACACCCAUACUGGAUGCGUUGAGCUGCUGAAUGUUGUACAAAAGAGGAUCAAGCCUAAAUACCAUGUCUUUGGUCAUAUUCACGAAGCCUAUGGCGUGACCACCGACCAAGUUACCACGUAUAUAAACGCAUCCACUUGUACUCUGAGAUAUACACCAGUAAAUGCACCCGUUGUCUUUGAUCUGCCACCACCAACAUCAGAUGAAGUCACAGAAGAAAGUGAAAUGUAACGUACAAGCAUUUUGUGGAAGUGGGCAUAUUUUCAUUCAGAAGCGUGUACUGCCCAAAUUAUGUCAGGAAGGAAAAAAAUAAGAUGCUGUAUAAACAUAGUAUGAGGUGUGAAGAGAAUAUUUUGUGGUCUUGAAAAACUUAUAGUGCUGGUAUUUUGUCCAAAGCACAACCCAGAAGCAUUAAAUAGGAAGGCAAGUACACCUCAACCACCAAGCUACAGCACCAUAUCAAAGAGAAGGCAUUCUCCUGAAGUAGGUUUUAUGGCCACUGUGGCCUACAAAUGCUUCUUGUUGUCUUCAUAUUCAAGGACAAAAGCGAAUCUUGUUUUAUCAGACAUUCUUGGACAUUUGCAAUGACAUAGAUUUUUAUUUAUUUUAUUUUAUUUAUUCAAUCGUCCAACAGGACCAAGAAGGUCCCACUUACAGGCGAAGAUUGUAGUAAAAUAUUUCUAUGUACAAUAUAAAAAUAUAAAAUAUUUAAAAUUCAUCAAAUUAUUAAAACAUUGUAGAGUUAAAUAUUACAUCGAUUAAACACAUAAAAAUUACGUAAGAUAAUUAU
This is a messenger RNA of Anneissia japonica, 1838 nucleotides long. RefSeq names its product metallophosphoesterase MPPED2-like. The coding region runs from base 317 to 1279 and encodes 320 amino acids. Gene Ontology annotation, molecular function: hydrolase activity. The transcript has 6 exons. The record is from RefSeq and is a predicted model, not a curated record. Lineage: Eukaryota; Metazoa; Echinodermata; Crinoidea; Comatulida; Comatulidae.